This is a messenger RNA of Amphiprion ocellaris (clown anemonefish), 7388 nucleotides long. RefSeq names its product syntaxin binding protein 5b (tomosyn) (gene stxbp5b). Gene Ontology annotation, cellular component: SNARE complex; plasma membrane; cytoplasm. The transcript has 29 exons. The coding region runs from base 338 to 3904 and encodes 1188 amino acids. Gene Ontology annotation, molecular function: myosin II binding; syntaxin binding; GTPase activator activity. Gene Ontology annotation, biological process: regulation of exocytosis; regulation of protein secretion. NCBI's taxonomy places the organism in Eukaryota, Metazoa, Chordata, Actinopteri, Pomacentridae. The record is from RefSeq and is a predicted model, not a curated record.
GCUCACUGCGUUUCCGUAGCCAGUUUGCUACCCGCUGAGCCCUGGCUGGGGAAGCAGCUCACGGAAACGAUUGAUCCCGAUCGAAUAACGCCAAAGCUGGCCACAUAAAUGGCGGAUUAACUCCGAUAUCGGCAAGGACUCGCUAAAUCAAUGUUCGUGACUCGGGUGCUUUUGGGGAGUGCGCUGGCAACACCCUCCGUAACAUGUGAGAUGUACACAGAAAGAUAUUAACUGUGCGUUAUUUCGGCUAACUAGCUAGCAAAUACCCCCCCUCCGUCCAAUUUAUGGUAGCUCGCCUGAGCUGUUUUCUCAACCGUCGCGUCCGUACCGGAGGAAAAUGAAGAAGUUUAACAUUCGGAAGGUGCUCGACGGCUUGACAGCGGUUUCUUCGUCCUCCUCCGCCACUGCCCAGCCGGGUACUCCCCGGGAAAACGACGUUGUCCAGGAGACUCUCCAGUCGGAGCAUUUCCAGCUUUGCAAGACUGUGCGUCAUGGCUUCCCAUAUCAACCGUCCUCAAUGGCUUUUGACCCCGUACAGAAAAUCUUGGCCAUUGGGACUCAGACCGGAGCUUUGAGGCUCUUCGGCCGUGCAGGUGUGGAGUGCUACUGUCAGCAUGAGAGCGGCGCUGCUGUCAUCCAGCUCCAGUUCCUGAUCAACGAGGGGGCGCUGGUGAGUGCCUUAGCUGAUGACAGCAUCCACCUGUGGAACCUGAGGCAAAAAAUCCCCGCUAUCCUGCAUUCUCUCAAGUUUAACAGGGAGAGAAUCACAUACUGCCACCUGCCCUUCCAGAGCAAAUGGCUGUACAUCGGUACGGAAAGAGGAAACAUCCACAUCGUCAACGUGGAGUCCUUCACUCUCUCAGGCUACGUUAUUAUGUGGAACAAAGCCAUCGAACUAUCCACCAAGACACACCCAGGACCUGUUGUGCACAUCAGUGAUAACCCCAUGGACGAGGGCAAGCUUCUGAUUGGAUUUGAGUGUGGGGUAGUGGUGUUGUGGGAUUUGAAGUCCAAAAAAGCUGACUACCGCUACAAUUAUGAUGAGGCGAUCCACUCAGUCGCUUGGCACCAUGAGGGGAAACAGUUUGUUUGCAGCCACUCCGAUGGCACUUUGACCACGUGGAAUGUACGAGCCCCAGCCAAGGCUGCACAGAUCAUCACACCACAUGGAAAGCAGCCUAAGGACGGAAAAAAGCCAGAGCCAUGUAAGCCUAUCCUGAAAGUGGAGUACAAAACAACAAGGGCUGGGGACCCAUUCAUGGUCCUGUCUGGAGGUCUGUCUUACGACACAGUGGGGAGGAGAGCCUGUCUGACUGUGAUGCAUGGAAAGAGCACUGCUGUCCUGGAGAUGGACUACCCCAUUGUAGAUUUCCUAACGCUGUGCGAAACUCCAUAUCCAAAUGACUUUCAAGAGCCUUAUGCUGUGGUGGUUCUCCUUGAGAAGGAUUUAGUUGUAAUAGACCUCGGACAAAUUGGAUACCCAAUAUUUGAGAAUCCAUAUCCUCUGACGAUCCACGAGUCACCAGUGACCUGCUGUGAGUAUUUCGCUGACUGCCCUGCUGAUCUUAUUCCUGCACUUUACUCCGUCGGCAGCCGGCAAAAGAGACAAGGUUACAGCAAGAAGGAAUGGCCCGUUAGUGGGGGAAACUGGGGCCAAAACACACAGAGUUAUCCGGAGAUUAUAAUUACAGGACAUGCUGAUGGGUCAAUCAAAUUUUGGGAUGCUUCUGCAUUAAUGCUUCAAGUGCUGUACAAGCUGAAGACUGCCAAGGUGUUUGAGAGGGCUCGCGGUAAGGAGGAGAAGCCCAACACAGAUAUAGUGGACGAGGACCCGUUUGCCAUCCAAACCUUGUCCUGGUGUCCUGAGAGCAGGAUGCUCUGUGUGGCCGGAGUGUCUGCUCACGUUAUCGUCUAUCGGUUCAGCAAACAAGAGAUCACCACUGAAGUUGUUCAGCUUUUGGAGGUGCGGAUGCAGUGCGAGUUUAGCGAUGUGGACUCCCCCGACCCAGGAGGGGAUCAGACCCCCACCCUGCCAACGCCUGGAGCUUCCUCCAGCCCUCAGGAGAGCGAGCCUCCCACUCAGCCCUCCACAGGCAGCAACUCCUCCGACGGGCCCCGAGACAAUAUACCAUGCCUGCAGGUGCGGAGCUCCCCGCUGAAGCAGUCUCCGGGCUACCAGGUGGAGCUGGUGAUCCAGCUGGUGUGGGUGAGUGGGGAGCCGCCUCAGCAGAUCACCAGCCUGGCAAUCAAUUCCUCCUACGGCCUUGUGGUGUUUGGAAACAGUAAUGGUCUGGCUGUGGUGGACUACCUCCAGAAAACUCUGCUCCUCAAUAUGAGCUUGUCGGAGCUGUACAGCCCGUCCGACCCCUACCAGAGGCAGCCUCGCUCCCCACGUAAAACCCGACAGCCCUCUGGAGCGCUUUGUGACUCCAAUGAUGGUUCCAACACCUCAGAGGAUCGCUGCAAAUCACCAACUUCAGGAUCUACCUCACCCUGUAAUUCAGACGAUGAACGAAAGCAGAAGUUCAUAGAUAAGGUGAAGUUCAAAAGCAGACGCUUUUCCAAGACGGUUGCCAAUGACUUUGCCAAGAUGUCACGGAAAAUUAGCUCGUCUAAUGAGCAAAAGACAGACCAGGAGAAAAGGUCCCAACGAUGGCGCUCUCUGACAUGUAAGAAGUGCUCUAGUUGUGUGACUGAUGGGAAGCCGGCGGCCAGGACGCGCCAGAAGGGGGUCCUCUAUAGAACUAAGUCAGACCCCAACUCCUAUGCCAAGGAUAACUCAUUCACCCGCUCACGUAGUUCAAGUGUAACCAGCAUAGACAGAGAAUCUCGAGAGGCCAUCUCCUCCUUUUACUUCUGUGAGAGUUUCCCCAGGAAGGGGGACAGUCUGGUCAGCCCCUGUCUGCUGGUGGGAACCACGCAGGGCUCCGUGAUGAUGGUGGCCCUCAGCCUGCCACCUGGUGGGGACCAGAGGCUGCAGCAGCCGGUCGGCAUCGCCUCCUGUGGCACUAUGGCCCAACUCAAAGGAGGCGUCUUGACGAUGGCUCUGCUCGACGCUGCUGGAACUCUGCUGCCCCCUUCCUACGAGCCAUGGUAUGACCCAAAUGCCUCAGAUGAAGAAAAAGAGAAGAGCAGGAGGCGCAGGCCAGCCUCCCCUCCUUCAUCACAAGAGGGCCAGGACACCCAGUUUGCCGUGCUGUGUUCGGAGAAACAGGCCAAGGUGGUGGCCAUGCCCUCCCAAACCCGCCUCUACAAACACAACAUCACAGAGACCUCCUUCGUGCUGAGAGCUGAUGUCGUGCAGAUGGCCGGGACUAACUGCAUCACCUGCUUCUGUGCUAACGGCCACAUAAUGACUCUCAGUUUGCCCAGUCUGCGGCCUCUGCUGGAUGUCAACUACCUGCCGCUGACAGACAUGCGGAUAGCCAGAACAUUCUGCUUCUCCAACCUGGGUCAGGCUCUGUACCUCACUUCACCUACUGAGAUCCAGAGGAUCACCUACAGCCAGGAGACCUGCGACAACCUGCAGGAGAUGCUCAGUGAGUUAUUUACCCCUGUGGAGACACCAGAGGCUCCAAACAGAGGUUUCUUCAAAGGCCUUUUCGGUGGAGGAGCUCAGUCUCUGGACAGGGAGGACCUCUUUGGUGAAACGGCUUCUGGUAAGGCAUCCCGUAGCCUGGCACAGCACAUCCCCGGCCCAGGCAGCAUGGAGGGCAUGAAGGGAGCAGCAUCGGGAGUCGUGGGCGACCUCGCUCGUGCCAGGAUAGCGCUGGACGAGAGAGGGCAAAAACUGGGCGAGCUCGAGGAGAGAACGGCCGCCAUGAUGGCCAGCGCAGAGUCCUUCUCCAAGCAUGCCCACCAUAUGAUGCUGAAGUACAAAGAUAAAAAGUGGUACCAGCUCUGAUGGCAGCGUGUGGAGCUUCGGACUCUGUAAUCACGCACACCAGUAUCUCUGAGGAGCUGCAGGUCCCUCUUCUUCUUCUCUUCUCUAUUUCUCUCCACCGGGGUGGGGUGGGGUGGGGUUCUGCUCAACAGAAUCAUGCUUUUUUUUCCCCCUCAGCACAAUAUCAUCACUCUGCAUUACCUCAGUCACCGGAGGACUGCUGCAGAGGAGACACUGGCCAACGAUAACGGAAAGAAAUGGAAGAAGAGAAGCUUUUAAGAAUCUCUCUUUUCCAUUUUACCAGAGAAUGAUAAUGAUGAUGUUCGUUUAACACCACAUCAGGAGAGGAGGGGGACCUUUCAUAUCCGUCAUGCACUCGUAUACGUCUCAUAAAUAUAUAUCUACACACCUUGCUGUUUUGUUCUGAAAGAGGAAAGACAAUUCUGCAAAAAAAAAAAAGAAAAUGUACUUGUGGUGGCCUGACUGCAAUUGUUUGUUUUCUUUUCUCUGCCCUUUAUGGUGUCUGCCAAACACAGUGGACUUAAAUGAGGAGAAAAGUCUGAUGACCCCUUGUCCUUCAAAUCUAAUCAGUUCAGAGAACAUGUAAGUUUCUGUAGGAACGAUUGAAUCAGUGAAGGACUUGUGUUUGUUUGUGUUUUUGGUCUAAAUUAUUUUUAAGAGUUUGUCCUCUGCCCUUUUGUUUGUCUGUUUCUUGACUUUUGUCCAGAAAGGGCCUUUCAAGCACUUAGAACAGUAACAUAAAAAAAAUGGACAGGGAGAUGAUGAAUCUGUUGCCUCUCACAGAAUAAGGGCUGGUAGUACACUAGUUCAUCACCGACCAUACCUUUUACAGCAUUUUCCAAUCAAGUUGUUUUAGGCGAGAAGGACAAAAAAAAACUUUCUGAAAGUCACUUUGCUUUUAUUUUGAAAUUGAACUAUUUAUUGGAUCAGUAUAAUAGAAAUGAAGUAAAAGAAGGUUUGUAUGUUGGGCAUUAGAUUUUCUUUUGUUUGAUUUAAAUGCACAAAAGUGCUGAAGAUGUUUACCCCCUAAAUGAAGAGUUUACAUUGAUCCAUCAGAAAAAUGAGUUGAUACACUGGAAUUAAACCCCUGAAAGUCCUGCAUUCUUAGCUUUCGAGGGGCUGUAGCGACGUGAAGGACGACGCGUUGACGGGCAAGUCAAAGAUUGUCCUUGAUAUAAUUAGCAUAAAUGUAUAUUUUGGUUACAAUUUUACGUUUUUCUGUGACAAAGAUCUAUUUAUACACGAUCAUACGGAUUUGUUUUUGGCAUCCUGUCGUAGCCGAAGUUGAUUUUUUUUGUCUAAAUGUGUAGGGAAAAAAGCAUGUGUCUCUUUACAGCACAAUGGAAGUGAUAAUGCUGUCGUUGUAUUUGUAGCUGCCAGUAGAAAUGACCAAGCACAACACGGUGUUCCACACAGUGCCGUUGGUCAUCUCUCUCCGAAAACCAUUCACUCAAAAAUACGGUUUCUCUUCUGCCUUUGCCUCAAGACGCAUAUAUGCUAACCUCUACCUAUGUGUAUAUCUGUGUGUUUGUGAACAUACAUAUAUUCAGGAAUAUGUGUAUGGGCGCCAAUGUUUAUACUACUACAUAGAUGCAGUGUAUUACAAUAGGUCUUUUGAGGUUUUUGUUUUUGCUUGACAGUGUUUUUCAAUGUGAUUAACUAGACUUCUAUUGUAAUUAGAUUUCUUUCUCAUGAGGUGCAAGGAUAUGCUGCUAUUUGUGUCAAUAUAGGAGCAUCAUCUGUCGGUCUUUUAUUUUGAAAAGAGAGACAAGACUUUGUCAGUCCAGAUUGCUGCCAAAUGUUGUAAAUAGUGGGACAGCUGGACACAAAUCUGACAGUGCAGGUUCAGGCAAUGUGACAUACUGUACGCUUGCGGCCAUGUUCUUUUCUGACGCCAAAGAGUUGCUUAAUUUCACAAAGUUGUCUUGAUUUCAGUUUUUGUUUUUCCCCCCAAAUGGUAAAAAGUCAGUCAGGAUGCAUUGACAAUACUCUUAGAAGUCUACUGUGUGUAAAUGGGCGGGCGGGGUGAGAGUAGUAGAUUGGCUUUGCUUCUUGUUUUUGGGCAUGACACCUUCAUUCCUGUCCCAAACUGCUGUACAUGUGCAAAGUGAAUUUGAAGAGUUUCAUUCCAAGAUUUUAUAUCCACCAAAGACAAUGAAGUAACUGUGACUGGAAAUUGAAAAUCGAUCGAAGGCAUGAAGUAAAUGAAGAGACUUUUUCUUUUCUUUUAGACUUUAGAGUAUUAAAUCCUGUGUAUGUAGGAGAUGUCGAGUUAUCAGUCAUACCAAAAAUGUUUUAUCCAAAAUGGAUAUAGAGCAUUUUGGAAUAAAACCCUUCACUUUCAGACGGCUGGUUUUAAUCUUCUCUACUGUGUUCUACUACUGCUGAGAUGUAAACCCAUUAGGAAGAGCAGUUAUGUGGGUUUUGCACUAUUUUUUGUACUUCAGAUAAUUUUGUUAGUAUAAUUUUUUAAAUGUGUUUAUGCUUUUGUGUCCCGUUUUUUUUUUUCUUAUUUUCCAAAAGGACCAAAACAUGACAGAACCUAUGCUUAUCUAUGUCGUUUGCCAAUUAUGCUGAUUGCUUCACUCUCAGAUUUGUUUUCAACGUCAGGUUAAUGAUACUAUGAUAUAUUUAUAUAUUUGAAAACAAAUAUAUAUACUUUUAAUUUCAAUAAUCUAUUAAAAAUGAAUACCUUUAAUGUAAUUUUGGGAUAGAAUAACACACAUUAAUGUCCAAACAAUGGUUGUGCAUAAUUAUCCAUCAUCCAGACAUGACAAUACAACAUUUUCUGGUAUAUAUUGAACAUGCUCAUCUCAGAUUUAAGCUUUGCUACUGCAGGAGGAUCGUCUCCUUUGGGUGGGCCGCUAAGUCUUUCUACAAAGUGUGGCCUCAAAUUUAAAGUGCUUCAGUUUGCAACAUAUAUGUCCUAAAUGGUCUCUUAUUGCACAUUGAAGGAUGCAUGAUAUUAAGUGUUUACAAACUUGAAACAACCACGUAUUAUCCCUCUUAGAGAUUGUCUGUUCUGGCAUUUGUAUUAACCACCAUGUUGAACAAAACUGAAGUUCUCAUCACACAUCCGACGCGUGUCCCGUUUUCAUUUGACCAUGCCAAUUGUACACGUGUGAGAGAUUAUAUUUAUUUUACUGGUACAUCUGUUAAUGUUACUGUUUUUUGCUUCAUGGAAACUCUUUGCUUUUCCUGCGCUGUAGAAAACGCAUUGAAAACCGAAGCUCGGCUCGCAGCAGCGUGCAGGAGAGCUCAAGGGUUUCUCGGUCACAAUUCUUCCGUCCAUCUGUCUUCUGGGAUGAAUAUCUGUGGAGUUGCAGUAUUUUCUCAUAGUAGGCAAUUUUUGUACAGUUUUAUUAAAAUAAAUUUCACAUGGAUGUCUGACUUAAUCUGCUGCCACAAACAAUUUAGACUGUAGAUACAGUAUAUAUAGAUAUUAUUGUGCAAUGGAAAAUAAAUGUAAAACCAAUCAUAAAGA